AUGGUGAACUGUCGUAGUUCUAUUGCGUCUCUAACUUUGAUUUUGUGUUUCUCUCUUGUGUUACAUUUGCAAUUUGGAACUACAACGGCUGCACGAAAAUCAGUUAAAGUGUUCGGUCCGCCUAUUCCUCUCGAGUGGUCACCACCAUCACCCCCGAAAGAAGACUUUCUAUGGUUCAAGAUUAACAUAUACAAAAAUAUAGAACAAACUGCGUUCAGACCCACGGGUCCAGGUCCUAGCCAAGGCAUCGGACACAAAGAUCCACCAGGUGCACCAUAA
Molecule: messenger RNA, 279 nt
Organism: Eruca vesicaria subsp. sativa (arugula)
Lineage: Eukaryota; Viridiplantae; Streptophyta; Magnoliopsida; Brassicales; Brassicaceae
Source: the annotation of a GenBank genome assembly